This is a messenger RNA of Prorocentrum cordatum, 1012 nucleotides long. NCBI's taxonomy places the organism in Eukaryota, Dinophyceae, Prorocentrales, Prorocentraceae. The record is from the annotation of a GenBank genome assembly.
GCCAUUUUGGCUCAAGCCAUUUUGAUUCAAGACAGGCUUGCUCGAGGCAGGCUUAAGUUUACAUCUCCCGCUUUACCUCUUCGCGCUGUUCCCCUCACGCAACCAUGGCCUUCAUGGCGAGAGCUCUUUCGCUCGCUGGCCUGUUGACUACCGUGGGCGCGCAGCAGAAAUCGGACUACAAGGAGGUCACGCCAGCAGCAGCAGGAACUGGAUAUAAUCCGGAGUGCAAGGACCUCGAGACAGUCGGCGAGUGGCAAAAUGUACAGUCGGCGGCCCAGUGCAAGACGUAUGCCACGAUGGUGGGGGGCACGUUUUCAGAUCUGCAACCUGGUCAGGCACCGUUCGGUUGCUCCGUGGGUGAUUGGGAGACAGCUAACGAAUACUACUACGUGCCAGACGCGACGCCUAAACGUGGCCCGACAAGCCAGGAGUACCACAACGUCUGCAUCUCGAUCUCAUACACCCCCCCACCCCCACCCCCUUGCCAGGGCAUGACCUGCCUCGAGAGGUUCGUGCAUUAUUGCGAGGAGAGCAAGGCGGACUCCGGCUCCAACAACAACGCGGCGGCGCCCGCGAAGUCUCCGAAGGACAUGUUCGUUGCCCAGUGCCCCGACUGCGAUGGCGUCGCCGACACGGACAGUUGCCCAACGAAGCUUCGCUUGUACGAUGCCGCUCAGGAGGCGGAGCCGACCUCGAGGCUCGACAAGACGUCAGUUGCGGUGUCAGUGCCGCUUGGAUUGGUGUCCGCUCUCGUCGCUAUGGGUGCGCUCGUCCGCGUCUCCCGCAGCCGCGCGUCCAACCAGCCAGUGCCCGUGGAGGACGAGCAAGACUUGCUGCGCAAGUGAACGAGUACGCCUGCGGCAGCAGCUUGGGACCAGAGGACACAAAGCUUGCCGAGUCCCGCAUGCUCUUCUGAGAUGCCUCCCCGCCUGACGUGCACAAUCGCUUUGCGCCAGCUCAGCGAUCAAAGUCGCGUGCCUCUCUCUCUCUCUCUCUCUCUCCCUCUCGCUCU